Molecule: messenger RNA, 1320 nt
Organism: Haliotis rufescens (red abalone)
Lineage: Eukaryota; Metazoa; Mollusca; Gastropoda; Lepetellida; Haliotidae
Exons: 1
Coding region: 1-1320 (439 amino acids)
Source: RefSeq, a predicted model, not a curated record
AUGUCAGAUGACAAGACUAAGGUGGAAAAGACAUCUGCAAAUAACCCAGGUCUGUACAAUGAGCGUGAUGUCCAUUGUGUUGAGGAAAUGUACGCUAAACCGGACAAGACAACCAGGGCACAAGCUGCUGUUGAUGGUGGCGCCAGAGUUGAGGAAAUAUACGCUGAACCGGACAAGACAACCAGGGCACAAGCUGUUGUUGGCGGUGGCGCCAGAGUUGAGGAAAUGUGCGCUAAACCAGACAAGACAACCAAGGCACCAGCUGCUGUUGAUGGUGGCGCCAGAGUUGAGGAAAUGUACGCUAAACCGAACAAGACAACCAAGGCAGAAGCUGCUGUUGAUGGUGGCGCCAGAGUUGAGGAAAUGUACGCUAAACCGGACAAGACAACCAAGGCACCAGCUGCUGUUGAUGGUGGCGCCAGAGUUGAGGAAAUGUACGCUAAACCAGACAAGACAACCAAGGCACCAUCUGCUGUUGAUGGUGACGCCAGAGUAGAGGAAAUGUACGCUAAACCAGACAAGACAACCAAGGCACCAGCUGCUGUUGGCGGUGACGCCAGUGUUGAGGAAAUGUACGCUAAACCGGGCAAGACAACCAAGGCAGAAGCUGCUGUUGAUGGUGGCGCCAGAGUUGAGGAAAUGUACGCUAAACCGGACAAGACAACCAAGGCACCAGCUGCUGUUGAUGGUGGCGCCAGAGUUGAGGAAAUGUACGCUAAACCAGACAAGACAACCAAGGCACCAGCUGCUGUUGAUGGUGACGCCAGAGUAGAGGAAAUGUACGCUAAACCAGACAAGACAACCAAGGCACCAGCUGCUGUUGGCGGUGACGCCAGUGUUGAGGAAAUGUACGCUAAACCGGACAAGACAACCAAGGCACCAGCUGCUGUUGGCGGUGACGCCAGAGUUGAGGAAAUGUACGCUAAACCGAACAAGACAACCAAGGCACAAGCUGCUGUUGAUGGUGGCGCCAGAGUUGAGGAAAUGUACGCUAAACCGGACAAGACAACCAAGGCAGAAGCUGCUGUUGAUGGUGGCGCCAGAGUUGAGGAAAUGUACGCUAAACCGGACAAGACAACCAAGGCACAAGCUGCUGUUGAUGGUGGCGCCAGAGUUGAGGAAAUGUACGCUAAACCGGACAAGACAACCAAGGCACCAGCUGCUGUUGGCGGUGACGCCAGAGUUGAGGAAAUGUACGCUAAACCGGACAAGACAACCAAGUUUCAAACUGUUGUUGGCGGUAACGUUAUUGCGGAAGUAUAUGCUGUACCUGACAAGUCAAAGAACAAAAUGUGUAAGUAUGUUUUUGUUCUGAAUUAA